This is a messenger RNA of Fundulus heteroclitus (mummichog), 860 nucleotides long. RefSeq lists its product as uncharacterized. Lineage: Eukaryota; Metazoa; Chordata; Actinopteri; Cyprinodontiformes; Fundulidae. The record is from RefSeq and is a predicted model, not a curated record. The transcript has 3 exons. The coding region runs from base 139 to 543 and encodes 134 amino acids.
UCACCUACGGACUCAUCACUCCUGACCCGCCUCAACGUCCGAGCACCUGGAAGAGAAGAAGCUUCAAGCCUUUGGAGGGAGUCAGAGGAUUUUUCUGUGUCUUUGAGCAAAAAUCAAGAGUUGAAUCUACAAAGCAAGAUGGGAAAGUUUCUUUUCGCUAUUGUUGCUGCUGCUGCAUCUCUGGUCUUGGUGGAGUCUCUGCUCUGCAAUAAGUGCACCUUGAGUUUGAUGGGCAAAUGCAUGAACGCCGUUAAUGAGACCUGCCCCUCCAACUCUAGUGUCUGUUACACCGGAAGAGCCACUUUUCCGUCCCUGCCAGACUUUGUGGGCUUCAACAUUCAGGGCUGCAGGGAAAACACCACCAGCUGUGAUAAAACCACCCCUGACACCCUGCUGGGAGUCACCUACAACACCAAGAUCACCUGUUGCUCCACCGACAGCUGCAACCCCAUCACGCUCAGCUCUGCUGCAUCUGCCAAGAUGAGCUUCAGUGCCGCCGUGGGUGCAGUCGUCCUGGCUUCCGUACUGGGAAGCAUGUUAUAAUUAAACACAAACGCUGUUCUAUCUGUUUGUACCAUGAUUACUGAAGGUGUGUAUUUGCAUAAUCAAGAGGUGCCUCUGAACUAAAUCAAGCCAUGUACUCGUUUGCUAAGAGCCAGAUCUACUCAGGACUGCGUUUAAUUAUUUGCAGGUGUUCAAAUCUUGAAAGUUGAUCAAUGGGAUGUUUCACGGAAACAUUGAGGAUGUUAAUCUUUCUUGAUGGUAUUUAGCUUUUGAGCUUUUGCAUUUUUUUUAAACCAAAAUGUAUUUAUCCCUCUAAAUUUUGUGUCAUAAUAAACUAAACUACCUCUAACCAUGAA